AUGCCGCGGCCAGGGAAGAGCUCCUACAGCGACCAAAAGCCGCCCUACUCGUACAUCUCGCUGACCGCCAUGGCCAUCCAGCACUCGGCCGAGAAGAUGCUGCCGCUGAGCGACAUCUACAAGUUCAUCAUGGAGCGCUUCCCUUACUACCGCGAGCACACGCAGCGCUGGCAAAACAGCCUGCGCCACAACCUCUCCUUCAACGACUGCUUCAUCAAGAUCCCUCGCAGGCCGGACCAGCCCGGUAAGGGGAGCUUCUGGGCGCUGCACCCCGACUGCGGCGACAUGUUCGAGAACGGCAGCUUCCUACGUCGCCGCAAGCGCUUCAAGGUGCUGCGCGCCGACCACGCUCACCUGCACGCUGGAGGCUCCAAGGGCGCACCGGGCGCGGGGCCCGGAGGGCACCUGCACCCGCACCACCCGCACCAUCACCAUCACCACCAUCACCACCACCACGCCGCUGCGCACCACCACCACCACCACCACGCCGCACCCCCGCCGCCGCCUCCGCCCCCGCCGCCGCCGCACAUGGUGCACUACUUCCAUCAGCAGCCGCCGCCCGCCCCGCCGCCGCCACCGCCGCCGCCGCACCUCCCGUCGCAGCCCGCGCCGCAGCCGCCCCAGCAGGCGCAGCCUCAGCAGUCGUCUCACCCCGGCAAGAUGCAGGAGGCGGCUGCCGUGGCGGCGGCGGCGGCCGCGGCCGCGGCCGCGGCAGUGGGCAGCGUGGGGCGCCUGUCUCAGUUCCCACCCUACGGGCUGGGUUCGGCUGCCGCCGCUGCCGCCGCCGCGGCCGCGUCCACCUCCGGCUUCAAACACCCGUUCGCCAUCGAGAACAUCAUCGGCCGGGACUACAAGGGCGUGCUGCAGGCUGGAGGGCUGCCCUUGGCGUCUGUCAUGCACCACCUGGGCUAUCCCGUGCCCGGCCAGCUCGGCAACGUCGUGAGCUCGGUGUGGCCGCACGUGGGCGUCAUGGACUCGGUGGCCGCGGCCGCCGCUGCGGCCGCCGCCGCCGGAGUCCCUGUCGGGCCGGAGUACGCGGCCUUCGGGGUGCCAGUCAAGGCCCUAUGCCACUCAGCGAGCCAGAGCCUGCCAGCUGUGCCAGUGCCCAUCAAGCCCACGCCUGCGCUGCCGCCCGUGACCGCGUUGCCGCCGGCGCUCGCCGUCCCCGCAGCCUCCCAGCAGCCGCCCGCGCCUUCCACCGUGUGUUCUGCAGCCGCAGCCUCGCCCGCCGCCUCCCUGCUGGAGCCCGCGACCGCGAGCGCGGCCGAGAGCAAGGGCGGCUCCCUGCACUCGGUGCUGGUGCACUCGUAG
Lepus europaeus (European hare) is the source of this 1311-nucleotide messenger RNA. It is a transcript of the gene FOXB2, whose product is annotated as forkhead box B2. Gene Ontology annotation, molecular function: DNA-binding transcription factor activity, RNA polymerase II-specific; RNA polymerase II cis-regulatory region sequence-specific DNA binding. NCBI's taxonomy places the organism in Eukaryota, Metazoa, Chordata, Mammalia, Lagomorpha, Leporidae. The record is from RefSeq and is a predicted model, not a curated record. The transcript has a single exon. Bases 1 to 1311 code for a protein of 436 amino acids. Gene Ontology annotation, biological process: cell differentiation; regulation of transcription by RNA polymerase II; anatomical structure morphogenesis.